AUGUGCUGCUCUCCUUGCUGUCAGCCCACCUGCUGUAGGCCCAGCUGCUGCCAGCCUUGCUGCCGCCCAGCUUGCUGUCAAACCACCUGCUGCACCACCACCUGCUGCAAACCCUGCUGCCCCCCUUGCUGCUGCAAGCCCUGCUGCCCCCCACCUUGCUGCUGUAAGCCCUGCUGCCCCCCACCUACCUGCUGCAAACCCUGCUGCUCCCCUUGUUGCUGCAAGCCCUGUUGCCCCCCACCUACCUGCUGCAAACCCUGCUGCUCCCCUUGUUGCUGCAAGCCCUGUUGCCCCCCACCUUGCUGCUGCAAACCCUGCUGCCCCCCACCUUGCUGCUGCAAGUCCUGCUGCUCCCAGCCAUGCUGUGGCACUCCCUGCUGCCAGCCAGCUUGCUGCACCCCAGUGCACUGCCACAGAACCUGCUACCACCCUACAUGCUGCCACCUGGUUGGGUGCCUCCCUGAGAGCUUUGGUUGCACCUCCUCAGGCCAGUCCUGUUGCUGCUAA
Messenger RNA from Suncus etruscus (white-toothed pygmy shrew), 507 nucleotides. Its product is annotated as keratin-associated protein 9-1-like. Lineage: Eukaryota; Metazoa; Chordata; Mammalia; Eulipotyphla; Soricidae. The transcript has a single exon. Bases 1 to 507 code for a protein of 168 amino acids. The record is from RefSeq and is a predicted model, not a curated record.